AAUCAGGAAGAACUCGAAAUCUCCGAAGAAAUCGCGACCUUCCAAGCUGACGAUUUCUUCAGCUUCGAAGUUCCAGAAGGAAAAUUUCAGUUGGUCUAUGAUUACACAUUUUUGUGCGCUUUGCCACCAACCCUUCGCCAAGAAUGGAGUAAAAGGAUGUCUGAAAUUAUUUCCGCGGGUGGAAUUUUGAUUGCACUGAUGUUUCCAAUUAGCGACCACACAGACGGACCACCAUAUGCCCUUAGCGAAAGCAU
This is a messenger RNA of Acaulospora colombiana, 254 nucleotides long. The record is from the annotation of a GenBank genome assembly. Lineage: Eukaryota; Fungi; Glomeromycota; Glomeromycetes; Diversisporales; Acaulosporaceae.